Molecule: messenger RNA, 2658 nt
Organism: Trypanosoma rangeli
Lineage: Eukaryota; Euglenozoa; Kinetoplastea; Trypanosomatida; Trypanosomatidae
Product: vps53-like domain protein
Exons: 1
Coding region: 1-2658 (885 amino acids)
Biological process (GO): retrograde transport, endosome to Golgi
Cellular component (GO): GARP complex
Source: RefSeq, a predicted model, not a curated record
AUGCCCCCAGUGCGGUUCAGUGACGCCGUUGAAAAGGCACUUGCGGAGGUGUGCCCCCCACGUGACCCGUUUGACGAGCCAGACUUUGAUCCUGUGGGGUACCUCAACAACCGAUUUCCGGAUGAGUCCAGCCUUGCCGCACUCCCUGCCUUUAUGGAAGAGAUGACCGUCCGCCUGACGAAGACAGAAAACGAUCUUUUGAAGGCCGUUGAGGCUCAGGCGACCAAUGCCGCCACCGCGGACAAGGAACUUCAUAAUGCAAAGGCCGCCGUGGUCGCACUUUACGAUCGCGUUUCUGAUAUUAAGGCGAGAACGGCCAAGAGUGAAGAUACCGUCCGUGAGCUUUGCCAUCACAUUCGUGAGUUGGACACGGCGAAAAACAACCUCACUGUAAGCAUCAACACCCUACGUUCGAUGCAGCUGUGGAUGCUGCAGCUACAGGCCCUUUCCACCUCAUUUGAGAGUCGCAAGUUUAUUCAGUGCCGUGACGCGCUGAUGGAGGCGCAGAAGUAUUCUGCCAUGUUUGAAAGCAUGAACAAACUCCCUAAAGUGAGGGAAAUUAACGAUAAACAGGCGCAAUUAUGCCGACAGAUGGAACAUUACAUUCGUCACACGGUGUUUGGAGAUAUUUCUCUGGAUUCUCUGGAUGAAACGCUGAUGGCGGAGGCCUGUGCGGUGGUAGACCUACUUGGGAAGGAAAGUAUUCGGAAGAUACGCGACCAAUUUAUCGAGAAAAUGUUGGAGGUGUACUCGCUGCGCUUUAAGCGUGGAUCAGAGGACGCAAAAUUGGAACGCACGGAACGACGGUAUGUCUACAUUCGUAAUCUUCUGGAGCAAAACAAAGGACUUUUCCUCAGUGUUUUUCCACGUCACUGGUGUGUUCCGCAGGAGCUUUGUGUAACGUUUUGCCUUCGCACAAAAACGGAGCUUGACUGUCUUCUUCAUGGGGCCGCUGGUAACAUUGAUGUAGUGGUACUGACGUAUGUCCUGCAAAAGACAAUUGACAUUGAGCGUGACCUCACCCGGAUGAUGGCGUGGAAGGAGGAAUUUCCGGGGCGUAGCGAGCUCCCGGAUUACAGGUACAACGGCAUGAUUCUCUCCUCCUUUAAGGCGCACAUGGACCUCUUUGUGCGGAACGAAGACAAACUGAUGGAUGACGCCCUUUCACAUUCCUUCAUGGGGUCCUUCACAGAGGUGGAGAGAGGCAACUCCGGCAGUUCAAGUGCCGUGGUGGGUGCGGCUGUGCCUGGGUGGAACAGUGAGACUGAUAUUCGUGUUGGUGCCAUACUUCCUGUGGCAGAAGAUCUCUUUAUUUUUAUCAAGGAGAGCCUCAAGCGUACUAUUCGCAUUUCGCAGCAGGAUGUGUUGUUGGACAUGGCGGCUGUCUGGCGCAAGCACCUCAUCCGUUUUGCGGAAACGGUUGCAACGCUGCUUCCUAGCCCUGCAAUCUCCAAAGAAGAUAUGCGUCGCGCGUGCAUCAUCGUCAACACGGCGGACCUCUGUCAGUCUACAAUCCGUGAUUUGGGAGACGAGGUCUGCACCCGUGGCGAGACUCCCGCGAAGGAAGUCGGUUUUGACCGAGUCACCGAGGCCUUCUCUACCCUUUACAGUAAGGCGAUUCAAUGCAUCCUGCAAGGAACAGAGCUAAACUUGACGCCCUUUCUUGUAGAAUACGGCAAUGCUGUAUUUGUCAACCGUCGAAGCGAGGAACAAGAUAUUCAUGACGAAUCCGCAACUAUCCGUUCCAUGAGCACUGUGCUGCACGAUAUGGUUUUGGUGUGCUCGGUGGUCUUGCCGUCUUCAAUUUUACGCUUUCUUCUUGAUAAGGUGGCACAUAGCGUCAUCCCCAUGUUUACUGACACCUUGUAUCGCAUGCGUCGGCUGCCACCGGACUUUGCGCUGGGUUUGAUGCGUGUUGACUCCGCUGCGUUUGAGCGAACUUUUUUGCAGCUUCCAAACUAUAAUGAUCCUGACCGCAUUGCUCCAGCGCAUUUAACAGGAUACAUGAAACUUGUGCGACGGGAGUUUGACCGGUUAAAUCGCGCCCUAAAGGUUUUGCAACUAGAUGCCUCGGUGGAUUCGUUUGUGGAUGUCUACUACGAGGCCAUGCUGCCUGAAGAUCGCUCUAUUCAGAACUUUGUACGACUUGUGGAGUUGAAAGGGCGAAAGCGGGAGGAUGUCAGGCCGUGGAUCGCACAUCUUUCCAAGAGGGGUGUGGUGGAGGCCACAAGGCGUGAUCGGCAGCGCGAAGCUUCACUUGGCAUCGCAACGGGCACUACAGGUCAAUCCUCGGUAGCAGGCGCCACCGCUUCGGGAGGACUCAAUUUUUCGAACUUUUUCUUGCCAACUGCAGCAAACACGUCUGAACAGUCCUUGAGCGGCGGGUUUUCGAAUGCGUUCAACAGUUUGGUCAGCCGUGCUGGAAACGGCGGUAAUGCGCAAUCAACGGCAACGACGACGACAGCAGCGGCAGCAGUAACAACAACAACACCACGGCUAUCAACGGGGAUGAUCGUACCAGCAGAAACAGCGGAGGAGAGUUUCGGCACACGUUUUGCCAAGGCAGCUCGUAGCACAGUGACGUCAAUGAACUUCCUCUCCAACUUCAAGAAGGAAGGCGGGAACAACAGUGGUGGCGGUUAUGGGGCCGCGAAGUGA